Lontra canadensis (Northern American river otter) is the source of this 2799-nucleotide messenger RNA. It is a transcript of the gene AP1G2, whose product is annotated as adaptor related protein complex 1 subunit gamma 2. Gene Ontology annotation, biological process: intracellular protein transport; Golgi to vacuole transport; receptor-mediated endocytosis. Gene Ontology annotation, cellular component: Golgi apparatus; AP-1 adaptor complex; membrane coat. Lineage: Eukaryota; Metazoa; Chordata; Mammalia; Carnivora; Mustelidae. The transcript has 18 exons. Gene Ontology annotation, molecular function: clathrin-cargo adaptor activity. Bases 878 to 2599 code for a protein of 573 amino acids. The record is from RefSeq and is a predicted model, not a curated record.
GAAGGCUGAGGGGCAGGGUUUUGGACAUCCUCACCUACCUGUGCCCUGAUUUUUUUAUUCUACAAAGUUUCUGAGCCCUUCCUUCUCACAGCAUGCACCGCUAAACUCCUUCCCCAUUAUAACCCCUGUAGGUCAUAAGCUGGACUGAACCCUUCAUUCUCUGGCCAGCCCCAUUCAAGCCACCUCCUUUUCUCUCCCAUCCUCCUCGACUCCUGGUUCCUUGAAACUACCCACUAACUUUGAAUUUCCUAAGCUUUUUCCUUGGUUGAAGGAGGAUGAUGGGAAAUGGUGCUACAGUAAAUUAAUCUGGGGGUAAAGAAGAUAGAGAAGGGAUGUUAGUGCCUCGAAUUUCACCCCUGCCCCUUCCUGGUCUGCCCCCUUCCCUGUAGAUGGAGUGCCUGAAACUGAUCGCCUCCCCCAGAUUCACAGACAAGAGGGUGGGCUACCUGGGGGCCAUGCUUCUGCUGGAUGAGAGGCAGGAUGCCCACCUGCUCAUUACCAACAGCAUCAAGAAGUGAGAGGGUUCUGGGAAGCACUUGGAAUCAGGGAGCUGGGAGAGUGGGGAACUGGGAAAUCCCAGGGGGCUGCCUGAUGCAGGUACUGGGAAGGAUGGAUUUCUCCGACCUUGACUGACCACCCUCCCGACUCUGCAGUGACCUGAGCCAGGGGAUUCAGGCAGUACAAGGCCUGGCCCUGUGCACUCUGAGCACUGUGGGCUCUGCUGACAUGUGCCGGGACCUGGCCACUGAGGUGGAGAAACUGCUCCUGCAGCCAGGCCCCUAUGUGCGCAAGAAGGCUGUUCUGACCGCCGUGCACAUGAUCCGGAAGGUCCCCGAGCUCUCCAACAUCUUCCUCCCACCCUGUGCCCAACUGCUUCAUGAACGCCACCACGGUGGUGCCCCAGCUGGUGCAGAUCCUCUGGACUCUGGUGACGUCAGGAUACUCCGCAGAGCACAGUAUAUCUGGAGUCAGCGACCCCUUUCUGCAGGUCCAGAUACUUCGUCUGCUUCGGAUCCUGGGCCGGAACCAUGAAGAAAGCAGUGAGACAAUGAAUGACUUGCUGGCCCAGGUGGCCACUAACACAGACACCAGCCGAAAUGCGGGCAACGCAGUCCUAUUUGAGACAGUGCUGACCAUCAUGGACAUCCGCUCUGUAGCCGGCCUCCGGGUCCUGGCUGUCAACAUUCUCGGCCGCUUUCUGCUCAACAGUGACAAGAACAUUAGGUAUGUGGCGCUGACGUCGUUGCUGCGUGUGGUGCAGUCUGACCAUAGUGCUGUGCAGCGGCACCGGCCCACUGUGGUGGAGUGUCUGCGGGAACCUGACGCCUCCCUUAGCCGGCGGGCCCUGGAACUGAGUCUGGCUCUGGUGAAUAGCUCCAAUGUGCGAGCCAUGACGCAAGAGCUGCAGAGCUUUCUGGAAUCCUGCCCCCCUGAUCUGCGGGCCGACUGUGCCUCAGGCAUCCUGCUGGCAGCAGAGAGGUUUGCCCCAACCAAGCGGUGGCAUAUAGAUACCAUCCUGCGUGUGCUGACAACGGCAGGCACCCAUGUACGGGAUGAUGCAGUGGCCAACCUGACCCAGCUGAUUGGGGGUGCCCAGGAGCUCCAUGCCUACUCCGUGCGCCGCCUCUACAGUGCCCUGGCAGAGGACAUAUGCCAACAACCACUGGUGCAAGUGGCAGCCUGGUGCAUUGGAGAAUAUGGGGACCUCCUGCUGGAGGGGAGCUGUGAGGAAACCGAGCCCUUUCAGGUGGAGGAAGAGGAGGUGUUGGCACUGUUGGAGAAGGUGCUGCAGUCCCAUAUGUCCCUGCCAGCCACCAGAGGCUAUGCACUGACAGCCCUCAUGAAGCUCAGCACCCGGCUCCGUGGGGACAACAACCGCAUCCGCCAGGUGGUGUCUGUCUACGGGAGCUGCCUGGAUGUGGAGCUGCAGCAGCGGGCUGUCGAGUACAACGCACUCUUCCAGAAGUAUGACUACAUGAGGGCUGCCAUCCUGGAAAAGAUUCCUCUUGUGGAGCGAGGUGGUACCCAGGAUGAGGAAGCAAAGGAAAGCAAAGAAGCCCAGCAUUCGGAAGCAGCCCUUGUCCCCACAGAGCCGCAGGCCUCCAAGCUCUUGGAUCUGUUAGAUCUCCUGGAUGGCACUUCUGGGGCUGCCCAGCCCCCACCUCCUCUGGAACCCUCCUCAGAAGGCUCUUUAGUAUACCUCCUUGACCUUCCCUGUGUGUCUCCAGCCCCGGCUUCCAUCCCAAAUCUCAAAGUGUUUGAGCGUGAAGGACUGCAGCUGAAUCUGUCUUUUGUUCGACCCCCUGGAACCCCUGCUUUGCUCUUAAUCACAGUCACUGCCAUCAACACCUCAGGGGCUGAUGUCACCCACUUCGUCUGCCAGGCUGCUGUGCCCAAGAGUUUCCAGCUGCAGCUCCAGGCCCCCAGUGGGGACACAGUUCCAGCUCAGGGUGGCCUUCCCGUGACCCAGCUCCUCAGAAUCCUCAAUCCUAACAAGGCCCCCUUGAGGCUGAAGCUGCGCCUCACCUACAACCACUUUGGCCAGUCCGUUCAGGAGAUCUUUGAGGUGAACAACUUGCCCGUGGAGACAUGGCAGUAACACCCUCCAUGCAGUCUGAAAUCCUCCUGUGUCCCAACACCCCAGGGUCUCAGCCACUUGGCGCCUCUACCUGCCAGCGACCAGCAGGUGGCGCUCUGGUCCUGCAUUUGCCUCUGCAAAAAACGGGGUGGGGUGGGGGGUGCUGUCCCCUUACUUCCCACAAAUAAUGAAAGUCCAAUAAAUCCUGAGGGGAAAAGCCA